AUGGAAAUUGCCAGCGGUCGAUGGAGCUCGGUAUGGAGUCCGCUGGAUGCGCCUCAGCAGAGGGCUGGAGACGUGGCCGUGCCGCCAAGGGAGGUGGACUCUCAGGUGAGGCAAGCCACAGUAGACAACGCGACACCGCCGCCCAGCAAUGGGACAGGGAUCGUGGGAAUGGCCUUCUGGAAGCUCACUUCAGAUCUGCCACCCGCACGGAGUACGCAGCCUGGCGGCCCUGGCCUGACAGCCCAGCUCCGUCGCGCGCCCAAAACCGCGGCCCCGUUGAUUGCCCAGGGCACGAUGGGGGCCGGGGGUGCAGCAGCUUUAGGCCUUGGAGCACACGCCAUCCCUCGGCGCCCUACAGGGGAGCUGAAGGGUGUCGUGUCAUGA
Molecule: messenger RNA, 384 nt
Organism: Ilyonectria robusta
Lineage: Eukaryota; Fungi; Ascomycota; Sordariomycetes; Hypocreales; Nectriaceae
Exons: 1
Coding region: 1-384 (127 amino acids)
Source: RefSeq, a predicted model, not a curated record